Molecule: messenger RNA, 1573 nt
Organism: Folsomia candida
Lineage: Eukaryota; Metazoa; Arthropoda; Collembola; Entomobryomorpha; Isotomidae
Exons: 4
Coding region: 147-857 (236 amino acids)
Cellular component (GO): extracellular region
Molecular function (GO): chitin binding
Source: RefSeq, a predicted model, not a curated record
GUGUGAGUGUAUAUGGAGAUUUUUUUGUGAUUCAGAACACGGCCGUAAUAUCUUCCUUCGUGCCAAAUGUCAUUGACCUAUACCAAUUUUUCAAAUUCAUGAAAUCCAACUGAAAUUUGGUAGACAAGUUGAAAAAAUCCAUCAUCAUGACGUUCCCAACUCUAGCCCUUUCUCCAUCCCGUUUACUAAUCGUCCUCGCAUUUGGCAACCUCUUCUCUAUUUCGGACGCCAAAAAUUCCACAAUCCGAUGUGAACGGCGAGACAGGUGUUUGUGUCCCACGGACCCAGUCACCGCACGCUAUUCCGACCCAGAGGACCCCAGUUGUGAUCGCUACUACUUGUGCCACAUGGGGAAUGCUUUCCUCAAAUAUUGCGAUGUUCGAAACGCCUUCCAUCCGGAGAAGAAGGAAUGUCUGCCGAGGAUAAGUGUUCCUGAGGCUCUUUGUCCGGCAGCCGUAAAUUGUGACAAAAAUGGAUUUCAAGCAGACCCCAAAGACUGCACCAUGUACUACAUGUGCUUUUACCGACAAGCUUAUCAUUACGGGUGUGAAGUUGACCACUACUACGAUAAGGACAAGGAGGAGUGUCUCUUGGACAAAGUGAAGUCAUCCAGUUGCAGAAAAGCGAGAAGUGAAGUUCAGCCGGAAACCAGCAACCCACCAGCAAAACACCCAAAGAGGAUGCUCACCGAGUUUGUAGAACCCUUGCCCCAAGAUCUUGGUCAAGAUCAAGACCAAGAUCCAGGCGAAGAUUCAGAAUACGAAUAUUCAGACGAAACUGGCGAAUAUGACGAGGGCAAAGCACCAGAAAGUAAAACCAUCUACUACAGUUUGCUAGAAAAUGAGCUCAAUCUAUAAGAAAACACUAAGUUAUGAUUGAUUUGAAAUAUGUCGUAAUUCUAUUUUCUGUUCUUUUCGUGUGCUAAUAUAUGUAUACAUAAAUUCGUAUAAAAAUGAAAAGUCCCAGGUUGACGCCGAACUUUUUAAUGCAUUUUGUAUAUUUGUUAAAAAACACAAUUUUUAUUUAUUCAUUUUUGGUCCAAAUGACAUCAUGCGAGAACAUGCAUGCAGAGUAGGUUAUAGAGUUUUUUGUAAUUCAGAAAACGUUUGAAAUGGCUGAAGAUGCGGAAGGUGAAGAAAGUCGUCAAAGUUGUUGUGGAACGAUCUGCAUCCUGAAAAUUGACCACCCCCACAUUCCCUCGACCUCGGACCCUAUUUGAAAAAAAUCGUCAGUAGAUUCAAGGGUAGUAACGACUAACGAGCAAAUAACGAGUAUGCAUUCUCUGCUAAAUAGUUGCUUCGCUAAAGGAUUUUUUCCUCAACGAAUGAGGGAAAUUAUGUAUAAACAAGGAAACUUAAAUGCAAUUAAAACACUAGUUCAAGUAAACGAAAGAGAUUAAAUAUAAAUAAUGGCAAGCUGGUCAUUGCCCGUGUAAGUGCUAAGAAAUAAUCGACAUGAAUUCAGAUCCGUUAUCAGUCAUGCAUUCUCAUGAUCGCAAUCAGUUUAGUUUUGACCUCUCCAGACGAAGAUUAAUUAAAUAUGUACCGUUAUAAAUUUCUGAAAAUAAAUUGUU